AUGAAAUUUGGGCACGCAACUGCACUGUACUACUCUACAGCUGCAUUCCUUUUGUGUGCUGUCUUCAAGGCGCGUACUAAGCAGACAGCUCGCAAAUCCACCGGCGGCAAGGCCCGGCGCAAACAGCUGGCCACCAAGGCGGCCCGCAAGAGCGCACCGGUCACGGGCGGCGUGAAGAAGCCCCACAGCUACCGGCCAGGGACGGUGGCGCUGCGCGAGGUCCGCCGCUACCAGAAGUCCACCGAGCUGCUGAUCCGCAAGCUGCCGUUCCAGGGGUUGGUACGCGAAAUCGCGCAGUACUUCAAGACCGAUCUGUGCUUCCAGAGCUCGGCCAUGAUGGCGCUGCAGGGGGCGUGUGAGGCCUAUCUGGUGGGGCUCUUCGAGGACACCAACCUGUGUGCCAUCCACGCCAAGCGUGUCACCAUCAUGCCCGAGGAUAUCCAGCUGGCGCGCCGCAAAUGGGAGAGAGCAUGAGUCAUGGUAUGCUCUGAACUGAAAAAGGCUCUUUUCAGAGCCACCUACUUUGUCAAUAAAACUGCUGUAAUGCUUUCCCUAUUUUACGUCUCUCCGUGAAAGUUUCUGAGGAAUAUGUAAAAAAAAAAUGAAUUAGAAGCAUA
Molecule: messenger RNA, 617 nt
Organism: Manis pentadactyla (Chinese pangolin)
Lineage: Eukaryota; Metazoa; Chordata; Mammalia; Pholidota; Manidae
Product: histone H3.1-like
Exons: 2
Coding region: 1-474 (157 amino acids)
Cellular component (GO): nucleosome
Molecular function (GO): DNA binding; protein heterodimerization activity; structural constituent of chromatin
Source: RefSeq, a predicted model, not a curated record